Messenger RNA from Diceros bicornis minor, 2626 nucleotides. It is a transcript of the gene WFIKKN1, whose product is annotated as WAP, follistatin/kazal, immunoglobulin, kunitz and netrin domain containing 1. Lineage: Eukaryota; Metazoa; Chordata; Mammalia; Perissodactyla; Rhinocerotidae. The record is from RefSeq and is a predicted model, not a curated record. The coding region runs from base 514 to 2163 and encodes 549 amino acids. Gene Ontology annotation, cellular component: extracellular region. Gene Ontology annotation, biological process: negative regulation of transforming growth factor beta receptor signaling pathway. Gene Ontology annotation, molecular function: transforming growth factor beta binding; serine-type endopeptidase inhibitor activity; receptor antagonist activity. The transcript has 2 exons.
GGCCAGCCCUGCCCCCUCCUUCCUGGUCCUGAACCUGGACUGGGAGGUCUUCCUGGAAGGGUCUGGCGGCUUUGAUCCCUGGGCUCUUCCAUCCCUGAGCCCAGGGCCUAGAGGGAGGAGGGGCUCCAGUUACAGUGUCCCUUCCCCUCCACUCUCCGCCCCUCAGUGACCCUCAUGGCCAGUGUCUCCGUGCUCCUGGGCCUUGGCCCCUCCCCUCUCCCCGCCCUGAGCUGACCACAGAGGGACCAGGCGGGGGAGGGGCCGGCACCACAUGCACGGCCUCAGAGCGCGGAGACCCAGAACCCACCCAGCCCCUGGCACCAGGGUGUCGAGACGGAGCAUCUGCUGUGGGCUCUGGCCUCAGGGACCAGAGGGGAGCCCAGGGGAUCGGCCAGGGGCCUGAGAGCAGGGGCGCAACCCAGGCCUGGGACAGUGGAUGCCUGCCGGGAGCAGGCUCGGCAGGGGCUGAGGAGGGGCUGGCGGCCACACACCCCCCCUGGGCCUGGCAGCCCCAUGCGGGCCCCAAGGACGCUCCUGCUGCUGCUCCUCAUGGUUGUACUGACCUUAGGGGCCAGCCUGCCGCCGGGGCCCAGGAGCCACCUAGGCAUGUGCCCCAACGAGCUCAGCCCCAAUCUGUGGGUGGACGCCCAGAGCACCUGUGAGCGAGAGUGCGUCGGGGACCAGGACUGUGCGGCCGCAGAGAAGUGCUGCAUCAACGUGUGCGGACUGCAGAGCUGCGUGGCGGCCCGCUUUCCCCACAGUGGCCCAGCCACACCUGCACCAGUGGCCUCGUGUGAGGGCUUCGUGUGCCGUCAGCAGGGCUCCAACUGCGACAUCUGGGACGGGCAGCCUGUGUGCCGCUGCCGCGAUCGCUGUGAGAAGGAGCCCAGCUUCACCUGCGCCUCUGACGGCCUCACCUACUACAACCGCUGCUACAUGGACGCUGAGGCUUGCCUGCGUGGCCUCCGCCUGCACGUUGUGCCCUGCAAGCACGUCCUAAGCUGGCCACCCAGCAGCCCAGGGCCACCCGAGACCACUGCCAGCCCGAUGCCUGGGGACGCCCCGGUGCCACCUGCCCUCUACAGCAGCCCCUCCCCACAGGCGGUGUAUGUCGGGGGCACAGCCAGCCUCCACUGCGAUGUCAGCGGCCGCCCGCCGCCCGCCGUGACCUGGGAGAAGCAGAGUGACCAGCGGGAGAACCUGAUCAUGCGGCCGGAUCAGAUGUACGGCAACAUGGUGGUCACCAGCAUCGGGCAGCUGGUGCUCUACAACGCCCGGCCUGAGGAUGCCGGCCUCUACACCUGCACCGCACGCAACGCCGCUGGCCUGCUUCGGGCCGACUUCCCACUCUCUGUGGUCCUGCGGGAGCCAGCCAGGGACAGGGCCCCCAGUGCCCCUGCCCCGGCAGAAUGCCUGCCCCACGCACAGACCUGCGCCGGCCCUCCCUCCGGCCACGUACUCUGGCACUUUGACCCACAGCGGGGCGGCUGCAUGACCUUCCCAGUCAGCAGCUGUGAUGGGGGCACCCGGGGCUUUGAGACCUACGAGGCGUGCCAGCAGGCCUGCACCCUUGGCCCUGGGGACGCCUGCGUGCUGCCAGCCGUGCAGGGCCCCUGCCAGGGCUGGGAGCCACGCUGGGCCUACAGCCCGCUGCUGCAGCAGUGCCACCCCUUUGUGUAUGGUGGCUGCGAGGGCAACAGCAACAGCUUCGAGAGCCGCGAGAGCUGUGAGGAGGCCUGCCCCGUGCCGCGUACCCCGCCCUGCCGGGCCUGCCGCCUCCGGAGCAAGCUGGCACUGAGCCUGUGCCGCAGUGACUUUGCCAUCGUGGGGCGGCUCACUGAGGUGCUGGAGGAGCCUGAGGCGGGCGGUGGUGGCAUCGCCCGUGUGGCCCUGGACGAUGUGCUCAAGGAUGACAAGAUGGGCCUCAGGUUCUUGGGCACCAAGUACCUGGAGGUGACGCUGAGUGGCAUGGACUGGGCCUGCCCAUGCCCGAAUGUGACGGCUGGGGACAGCCCACUGGUCAUCAUGGGUGAGGUGCGAGAUGGCGUGGCUGUGCUGGAUGCUGGCAGCUACGUCCGCGCUGCCAGUGAAAAGCGUGUCAAGAAGAUCUUGGAGCUGCUCGAGAAGAAGGCCUGCGAGCUGCUCAACCGCUUCCAGGACUAGCCCCACCUCUGCCCUGCACUCUGCCCAGCCUGUUCUCCCGUCCCUGAAUACAAGCAUGUCCCUGGACCUUGGGGCCUGCUGGUGCUGGGCCUUCUGGGGGUCCUGACCCCGGCAGGAGCCCCCAUGUGGAGCCUUGGUCCUUCCCCUAUCCAGCCUGUUCUCCAGCUGCGGUUCUGCCACAGUCUGGCUCCAGUCCGAGGUCACCAGGGAGCACCACUUCCCUCCUGGGGAGCUUCCUGUGUCCCUGCAGGAGCACGAGCCAGGACCAGCCCGAGGUGGGCACCACCUCCCGUGGCAGGAGGCGAGGCAGCUGGCUCAGUGCUGCCUGAGCAGUCCCUGGACCCUCGCUCCCUCCUCUGCUGCCUGAGAGGAGCAGCAGGGUCCAGGACACCCCCAAGCCCUGACCCCAUAGGCGAGACACCUCCUGCCCCCUGCAUGGAACCCACAGAGACAGCUUGCCCAC